UUAGAUUCACAAACUCUGCCUCCGCAGCCUCAGUUUGGGGCCCUGAAACACCCCUUCAGAGACUCCCUCCUUCCCAACCUCUGUCUCUUGGCUCCCUGCCUGGUUGCCGUGGAAACAGGUUCCACUGCGGACAAAGGAGGGAGCUGGGUCCCGCUUCCUCCCGGUCCUACUGAUGAGGAUUUUUAGACCGUGGAGACUGCGCUGCCCUGCCCUGCACCUGCCCUCACUCCCCGUGUUCUCACUCAAGUGGAGCUUGCCCUCCCUCGCCCCUGACGAGACCAUGUGUAAAAGUGUGACCACAGGUGAAUGGAAGAAAAUCUUCUACGAGAAGAUGGAGGAGGCAAAGCCAGCGGACAGCUGGGACCUCAUCAUCGAUCCCAACCUCAAGCACAACGUGCUGGCUCCAGGCUGGAAGCAGUACCUGGAGUUGCAUGCUUCGGGCAGGUUCCACUGCUCCUGGUGCUGGCACACCUGGUCAUCGCCCCACGUGGUCAUCCUCUUCCACAUGUACCUGGACCGCGCCCAGCGGGCCGGCUCGGUGCGCAUGCGCGUCUUCAAGCAGCUGUGCUACGAGUGUGGCACGGCGCGGCUGGACGAGUCGAGCAUGCUGGAGGAGAACAUCGAGAGCCUGGUGGACAACCUCAUCACCAGCCUGCGUGAGCAGUGCUACGGCGAGGACGGCGGCCAGUACCGCAUCCACGUGGCCAGCCGCCAAGACACCCGGCGGCACCGCGGCGAGUUCUGCGAGGCCUGCCAGGAGGGCAUCGUGCACUGGAAGCCCAGCGAGAAGCUGCUGGAGGAGGAGGCGACCACCUACACCUUCUCUCGGGCGCCCAGCCCCACCAAGCCACCGGCCGAGGAGGGUUCUGGCUGCAAUUUCUUCUCCAUCCCCUGGUGUUUGUUUUGGGCCACGGUCCUCCUGCUGAUCAUCUACCUGCAGUUCUCCUUCCGCAGCUCCGUCUAA
Molecule: messenger RNA, 964 nt
Organism: Dama dama (fallow deer)
Lineage: Eukaryota; Metazoa; Chordata; Mammalia; Artiodactyla; Cervidae
Gene: RTP1
Product: receptor transporter protein 1
Exons: 2
Coding region: 173-964 (263 amino acids)
Biological process (GO): protein targeting to membrane; protein insertion into membrane; detection of chemical stimulus involved in sensory perception of bitter taste
Cellular component (GO): cell surface
Molecular function (GO): olfactory receptor binding
Source: RefSeq, a predicted model, not a curated record